UCCCAUACUGUACUGUACAUUGCUCUUCUGAUAUUUUUUAUAUCCUUUGUAUUACAUGCAGUAUAUAAAGUAAAUGAGUAACAUGCUGCAUUGCCAUUGCUGCAGGGUGAUUAUUGCUCAGCUGUUCAUUUUUCCUAUUUCUUAAUGUGCAGUAUGAAAAGGUAAUUGAGAAGAGACAAGGAAAGUAAUUAGUUCAAGGUCAUUGAUCAAUAGAUAACACUCAUAACCUGUUGUGAUAGAAACCAGAAGCUUAAAAAACAAAGUGCCUAUAAAGGAAUUCUGCAGAAAGAAAAAUAAUGCUCUUAGUAAUAUUGAUGCAUUGUGGGGGUGUUGACUGAAUUCUGGUAGAUUCACCCCUGCUGGCGUUUUCACUCCCUGUGAAGGGAAAUGUCCAGAUUGUCUUUGGACAGCUGCCUAUUGCCUCUGCAAAAACUGGUUGAAGCACUUUCUGGUCGGUUCUAAAUAUCAGCAGGCAGCAUUUCUCAAUAACAUUUGUAUAUAAAGUGGGAAGAGUUUAGAUAACAUGCAAACCCAGCCACCAACCUCAGAGUUACUCUUCGUGGUGACUUGUUUUUACCAUUAAACUCUGAAUUGUAGUGUGAUUAAUGAGCUUAAGUGAGGAAACUAUCAAAACAUCAGGAGAAUCACUAGCACAUCUUUUCAUGAAACCUCUGUGCACAUAAAUACCAGAUUCGGUGUGUGGCUGCGACCUGGCCCAGGGGGGCUUCUUCAUGAAGAACGGAGAGUAUCUCUGUACCCUGGACUAUCAACGUUUGCAUGGCACCCGCUGUAACGGCUGUGGGGACUUUGUAGAGGGAGAAGUUGUCACAGCUCUGGGAAAGACAUAUCAUCCUACCUGUUUUGUCUGCACCAUUUGCAAACGACCCUUUCCCGCAGGAGACCGAGUUACCUUCAAUGGGAAAGACUGUCUCUGCCAGAGGUGUGUCCAACCAAUGUCUUCCAGUCCCAAAGAGAUCAGCAGCUCCAGCAACUGUGCAGGCUGUGGCAGAGACAUCAAGAAUGGCCAGGCACUCCUGGCCUUGGAUAGACAGUGGCAUCUGGGCUGCUUCAAGUGCAAGGCCUGUGGGAAGGUCCUGACUGGAGAAUACAUCAGCAAGGAUGGUGCUCCUUACUGUGAAAAGGACUAUCAGAUUCACUUCGGAGUCCAGUGUGAGGCCUGUCAUCAGUUCAUCACUGGAAAAGUCCUUGAGGCAGGAGAUAAACAUUAUCAUCCAAGCUGUGCACGAUGCAGCAGGUGCAACCAAAUGUUCACAGAAGGAGAGGAAAUGUACCUGCAAGGGUCAACAGUUUGGCAUCCAGACUGUAAACAUUCUACCAGAGCAGAAGAAAAACACAGGCCAAGUUCCAGAAAGCUGUUACCCCCGUCAAUAAAGAACCUCACCAAAACAGAAAGGCAGCCCACAAGAUCAUCAUCUGAAAGUAUUUGUUCCCGACCUGGUUCAAGUAUACCUGGAUCACCCGGCCAUACAAUCUGUGCAAAAGUAGACAAUGAGAUCCUUGAUUAUAAGGACUUAGCUGCCAUCCCCAAAGUCAAGGCAAUUUAUGACAUUGAGCGCCCAGAUUUGAUAACCUAUGAGCCCUUUUACACCACAUCCAUCGAGGACAGACAGGAAAGGCAGAGUUUGGGAGAGCCUCAGACCCCAAGACAGGAGCGAUCCCCCAUGCCAAACGAGCGACCCCUGAGCCCUAGUAGCGACAACUCGCCUAAGCGCAGUGAUACACCUCAGACCCCAAGACGUGACAACUCGCCCCUGCCCGAGGAGCGAUCACCAAGAACACUUUCUCCAACACCUUCUGCAGAAGGUUACCUCGACAUGAGAGACCGAAUGAUGCACAGAUCUACCAGCCAAGGAUCGAUCAGCUCUCCAGUCUACAAUCGCCAUAGUUACACACCCACCUUGUCCCGUUCCCCACAGCACUUCCACAGACCAGAGCUGCUCUCUUCUGGGAUGCAGCGUCUCUCUUCUUUGCGCACUUGCAGUUUCAGCUCCAGCCAAAAUGACUCCCGCCCAACCUCCCCAUUCCGACACCACUUCAUUCCCCAUAACAAAGCUUCUUUCUACAUAGGCAAUGAGCCGUCCAGUGGUCGGAAUUCCCCUCUCCCCUUUCGGCCCGACAGCCGUCCUCUCACUCCAACUUUCACUCUGACCCCUAAACAUUUCCAUAUUCCAGACCAGGGUGUCAACAUUUACAGAAAACCACCCAUCUACAAGCAACAUGAUUCAGCUGCCAUGGCAGCCCAAAGCAAGUCUGCCGAGGAUAUCAUCAAGUCAGCCAAGUUCCCAGCAGCCUACGCUCCCAGCCCUGACGAGACACCAAAGAUUGAAACAGACUACUGGCCCUGUCCACCCUCACUUGCUGCCAUAGGAUCCGAUUCAAGGCGCAGGUCUCGAGAAGAGGAGGAAGAGGAAAUUAUGAAACGCAGACAGAUUCAGGAGGAGCAUCUCAACAAGAUCCAGUCUGGUUUGGGGAAGCUGAUAUUAAAAGAAGAGAUGGAGAAGGAGAUGAACCGAGAACGUUAUUCACGAAGUCUCUCUGCGCAGCGCUACGACUCACAGCACACAAACUCCUGUAAAAUGGAUCCAAAUGCUCCUUCAUCCAAAACCUCUUCACUUCCUGGAUAUGGAAGGAAUGGUCUUCACAGACCACAGUCCACAGACUUCACACAAUACAACAGCUAUGGCGAUGUGUGCGGAGGAGUCAGAGAGUUCCAGCCCGUUCAGGAUGGACACGUACCAGUAACAAGAAUGGACAGGGGAGUAUCUAUGCCUAAUAUGUUGGAACCAAAAGUGUAUCCAUAUGAAAUGCUCAUGGUUACCAACAGAGGCCGCACUAAACUACCAAGAGAUGUAGACCGAACAAGGCUGGAGCGCCACUUGGCACCUGAAAUUUUCUUUGAUAUCUUUGGAAUGGAAAUCCAAGAAUUUGACAGAUUACCUCUCUGGAAACGCAACGACAUGAAGAAAAAGGCAAAACUCUUCUAAGCUCAGACCAUGCAUGUUUUAUUUAUAAAAUGAAGUUAUCACACAAAUAUUGUAAUAUACAUGUAGAGGUUUUUUUUUCCCUGUUGUUGUUGUUGAAAACCACAAGGAAGCAAAAUCAAAGCAGAACAAAAAUCUUUUUUUUUCUUGCUUCCAGUAAGACAGGAGUGGUUGCCCUUUUGGUACUGCAGCUAUACACAAAUUGCAAACUUUCUUUGGAAUAGUUGUAAGAGGGUAAAAUAAAAUUGUUUAGUCAAAAAAGUAAAAGCGAAAAUAACAACAACAACACAUGAAUGUUGGUGUGCUUGUUUUGUAAUGGCUUUUGAAAGGAAAUCACUUCCUUUUCUUUCAUUUCAUUUUUGUUUCUGCCAUAACACCAUGGAACUUUAUUAGCAGAACCUUGAGGCAUUGAAAGAUUUCCCAUGCUAAGGAGCCAAUUAAGGGCAAUAUUCAAGACUCUCUCCUGGACAGCUGUUACUAAUCAACAGUCUGAGCUAUCUGCAAGACAACAAUUUGUAGCAGAGAAAAUGGCUCACAGUGAUGUUGAAAAUGAAAGACCUCAUCUUUACUAUUCCUGUAUGUAACCACCUUGCAUUUAGGCAUUUUCUCACAGGGGAAGGGUUUAUCAAGUGAGACUGACAAUGCCCACUUGGUCUGAGUAAGUUGCUAGGGAUCAUGCUUGUUCGGGACCUAUCAGUUCUUGUUAAUGGUCACCUGGUUACAAAGAAGGCUUGCUUUCUGCUAGGCCUCAGCUAGGAAUUUGUUUUGUAAUUGUGUAAUGCUGUUUGGUCAAAUAUGCAUGCCAAAUAAGCCAAACCACACAUGUAAAGACUGCGGUUAGGAACGUUAGGGCUGCUGCAUCUCAUUUUGCAGAGUUUUAUUGCCAGAUAUAAAAAAUAGUGCUUUUAUUUACUGUGAAAAACCAGCAGCUACAUUAUAAGCUACACGGGGAUUGUGGAAUUUUAAGCCUGGAAAUUUUGGUACAAAAUGACCCAUUCCCUUCAAACAUUAAUCUACUCCAGUAGUUCUUUUUGUAAUGUUGUGUGCUAAGUUUUAAUGGACUUUUACUGCUGAUUAUGUUGUUCUCCAGCAGGGUCUCUGGGACCAAUUGGCACACUGGUUACCAUGGUAAUCUUGAAUUCAAAGCUUGUUACCCAUCACCAGUGAACCUUCUGUUGCAUCUGGAAAUUAAGACCAAGAAAAAAAAAUAGGAUGAAAUUAUAUGCCCUCCUGUUAAGUAUUUGAGAGCAGGUCGUUUACUCAUCAUUGGCACAUGAAAACUAAAUGCAAAGAAGAGAUUUUCCACCUGUGCAAGCCAUUUUGUGUUCUAAGGAGCAAUACAAGGAAACAUUAAUACAACUAUCAGGUUCUGCCAGUAGAGGGCCAUUUAAAGCUUUAUCUCAUGAAAGGAUAAUAGGGAAGAUUGAGUUAUGCUAUUUUUAUAUUACCGCUUUUCUUUUGAAAUAGAGAUUUUAAUAAUGUAACAGUGCUACUGAAAAAUAAAAGACAGCAAAUCUUACUGUUUUUAUUUUUUUUCCUGCCCAGCACUGAGAGCAUGGUGUGUGGUUUCCAGAUAUGUUUCCCAAAUUGUGUCCUUGCUUGAUAAAACUUUUCACUGUGUGCUGUAGGUGAAUGGGGUUGUGUGUGUAUAGGUGCUGUAAAGUGAAAGCAGAAACAGGAGCAACAACAGUCUAGGCAGGGAGAUAGGUGGCUCUGCUGAACAGCAGGUGAAUGUGCUGAAUGAUUACAAAGUUAGCCUUUCUGUUUGUUUAACCCUUUAUACAGUAUGUGCAUCUUCAGCUGUCCUUUAGUGAAGUUUUAAGGAUUUUUCUUAUGCUUCAAAAAUGUAUGGAAGUAUUAAUAAACAUCUGGAAAAAAGACAAGGAGGUAGCUUCUUUGUUUUCAACUAUGUUUUUUGAUUGACGUGUGACACUAAAUCAUCCCUGUUUUGUUGUUUUAAAGCAAACAUGGCAUAAUUCAGUAACAGAUUCUGAAUAAAAUCUAUUUUCUGCUAGAGUUUACUGUGAUUCAGGUCACAGUAAAAAUUAUUCAUAAUAUUAAAAAUUCUAGAGCAAUCAUUGAUAUAUUGUACGACCUAUGCAAGUGUCAAUUUUAAAAAUUUGUCUUUAAAAGUCCAAUCACAAAACUGCUAAAGAAAAGUUUUUAGUUGUAUUUCAGUGGAAAUUAUAUUUCCUCUCAUUCCAGCAGUAUGAACAAUGACACACAAUACACAUUUGUGUAUUACAAACUAAAGAGAAAAGGUGUAUUUCACUCUUUUCAAAAAACAUGGCUGCAGAGCCUUCUUCAGGUGUGUGGAGGAAUGAGGGUGAGAGAAAGGAUAUUUAUUUUCAUAUAUUGAAUGAAAUGUAAAAUGUAACUUUUUUCCAGGGUGUGCAAUAUUAAAUUCCAUUUAAUAUUUAAAAACCCAUUCAAAACAUAAGUUCUCAUGUUUCUAUAUUAGGCAGAAGUUUAUAAAAGAACCUGGUGGAGUUUUGAUAACUUCAAUUAAAAACUGGAUAAAGACUCCAGUCUUGAUACUGUCUUGGAUAAUGUUACUCAUUUUCUCACCUCUUCCCUGCAUAGCAUGGGAGAAGACACAGUAGCAUGAGAUUAUAAUAAGUAUACAGUAAUAUAGAAAAAUGGAGUUGUGGAUUGGCUCAUUUUGUUUGAAAAUGGCACUAUUUAUGGCUCUGUGAGGAGUUAUGGCUGUUAAACACAUUGACUGGGUGACCCUUAUCCUGGAUUGGAUAGAUAGUAGGUGUGCCUGGAUAGAUAGAAUAGUAGCAGACAAAGCAAAAUGUUUCUGAUAAUACCGUACAAUUGUGAUAAAAAUAAACUUUACAAUUGUGAGUCACUAUAUGUGUGUUCCAGAACUAAUAGAGGAUAACUCAUAAUAUUGUCACUGAUGUCUUUGUUCAGUCUACCUUUGCACCUUGUGUUCCCCUGGUAGAAUAAAUUCCUUAUGGCUCUAAGUACUGAGCAAAUGAGAUCUGUGAAACUAGAUGUAUGGGGAGUCCCAUCUUGAAUUUACAAUUUCUCAUAUGACUUAUUUUUAAAGUUGAUUUUCAAAAUGCAUCUGAUUCUUUUCUCUUUAUAAGGUUUUUUCUGCAGCAACAUGUCUGUGUUUUUAUGCUAUCUUUUCAUGUUUUGUGUAGUAGGGUUAUAGGUAGCCCUUCACAUAGUGGACACAGCUGGGAGAGCAUUGCUUGUGCAAUGAUGCGAAUGGAGCACAGGCUGGAACUCUUGGUCAAACUAUUUACAACACAAAAAAGAAUAAAGAGCACACCCUCAGAAUAAUUCACAGCCCAUUAUGAUGGUUUCAAUUAUUGACGUUUUUUUUCCAUAGUACACUGUCCACGAUUCCUUAGUGCAUACAGUAAUUUCCAAGCUCAAUAUGAAAAUGAGACAAACACCUUUGAUGUGUGGGUGCGCUCUUGUUUUCUGCCCUAGACCAACCCUGGUUUGUCCGCUGCUGUACUUUAUAAGUAAAUUACUAAAACCGCGACAUUUUCAGAAACCACUUAAAAUUCAACCCAAUUGUCCUCUUAUGGAUUUCCAAAUAGGGCAUCAGGUUCAUUGCAGAAGUUAAAUUGACUUCUAGUACAGUUUUCAGUCAAUCCAAGUAAAUUUAUUUUGUUGCAGAUAGAGGCUUCGACUCCAUUAGCAGACAGAGCAAUUACGAUUGGCUGUUUUAAGCACAAACACUGUACAGAACAUUGAUCACUGCCUAGGCUUUACUUUAUUGACAUCUGGAAACAGGGUUUAUAAUACAUGUAGUAUGUCUGUUAUACUGUAUGAUUCAAAUGCUCCAGGACACAUUGUGUGCAUGAAGAAUAAAAUCUACAAUCAGAUAUUUUAAUUUUACCAAUAAUAAUUGAAUGUUUUAGAUUAGUGUAAUUAAUGGGGCUCUAUCUUCUAAUAUCCCUUUUUGUUUAGUUGAAUAAUCACAGUUCUACCUCUCAUAGAUAUUCUUCUUUAUACUUGAUCAGAGUAGACUACCAGGGCACCUGAACCUACAGUAUUAUUAAAAAUUCUCAAAAGCAAUGACAAGGUGAGCCCAGUGGACAUCCUGAGAAUGAACAGUGAAAACUAAGGGCACAAGUGGAAACUAUGUGGAUGCUCAUUUAAAACAAACAAAAAAAACUAGCUACUCUUUAUGCAGAAGGUUGUAGGAGAAUGGUACAAGCUACCCAACAAUGCUGUUUAAAGCAUCCACGCAUUAAAAAGAAGCCAAAGCAUUAAGACCUUUUAAUUAAUCAAUACUGCCAAACAAACUUUAUAGGUCACAUGAUCGUUUCAAAAUUGCAUCCUUUCUUAUGCUCUUAAUCACUUUCUAAUCUGGACAUCACAUUAUGAUCACACACCUCUGUUAAAAAUGUACAAUGCUUAUGAAAUGUUGAUGUUAUAGAUGUACAGCAAAAUAACUGAAUCAAAGAUGCAAGAAGAGUUUCUAAAAUGGAGUGAACACCUCAUCCAAGUCUUCAAGAACUAUAUCAUAGUCUCCAAAAUAUCUCAGAAGAGGUGUGAAUGCAGUCAGAAAGUAAGUCAGUCACAAUUGUAACAUGCUGACUACUUGUGAAUUGAUAUCUGCAGUGCUGUGCUAUGUUCUUGUUAUGCAGCUACUGAAGGCAAACAUCUUAAAGCUUUCAAAGUUACCCCAUGAACAUGCUGAGUCUAUGCUUUGCAAAUGCAGUUUGAAGAAUCCUUAUCUGUCCCACUUAUUCACUUGUUUUCAUACAAGUAAUGUGUUUUGUUGCAAUCCAUCCAUUUUCUAACCACAUAAUCCAGUAGAGGGUCGUGGGGGAGCUGGAGCCUAUCAUGUGAUAUACAUCCCAGAUGGAACGCCAGUUCAUCACAGGGCAGGCAUAAACACAAACAGACACGCACACACUCACACCAGGGACGAUUACCUAGAAGCCAAUUAACUACCAGUAUGUCUUUGGACUGUGGGAGGAUACCAUAGUACCCUGUGCAAACUCACGUGAGCACAGGGAGAACAUACUACAAACACCAUACAGACAGCACCCCAGGUCUGGAAUCGAACCCAGGGCCCUGGCAUUGUGAGGCAGCAAUGCUAACCACGUGCCACCCAGAUUACAUACAGCCCAUAUAGCUUUAAUCACAAAAAUGUGCUGGACUGUAUUUAGGAUUGGCAUUUUUUGCAGCAAUGGUUGUGUGAACAUAAUAUGGCAUGUUACAGUAGCCGGGAUAUUACCUAUUCAUCUGUCUCUCUGUUUUAUUAGAAAAUCUAAACAUGAAAAUACUUUCUUACCAUUUACAAAAGAGAGGCAUAACGGUUAGUCUCAGCAGGUUCAUUUCUAUAAAGGUGGAGGUUUUAGUGAACUUCCAACUUCUGUUUCUUACUGUUGUUCACAGUUACUGUAUCUAGGAGAAAGUUGUGUUUUGUGGUUACUUCUUAAAUCUGACAUUCAUGUACAAAAUUCAGAAAAAUAGUUCCCUAAUCCAGAUACUAUUUCUGUUUUAUUUUAGUAUAAUGCCUAGCCUUUUACUGGUACAUUCUCAUUGCCUUUAAACUAUGGGUUGCUUUGGCAAAUUCCAUAUGAACCUGUAAAAAGGCUUAUGGGAUUGUGUAAAAGCUCUUAAAAUGAGCACAUUUUAUGUGAAAUACCCUUGUUUUAUCAACUAUGGUACAUAAAACUGACAUUAUGUUUUGGUCUUGGGUAGUAAAAUACAUCAUUGUACUCAUUAAAAACGCAAAACUAGAGACAAUCUUAUUAUUCUGAACUAGUAAGAUUUAGAAUUGCAAGCUAUUGUUUAUGUUGUAGUAUUCCCCUGUAAUAUGUAUAUUAAUUAUAUAUAUAUAAAUUCAUGCUUUCAACAUAAAACCACUAUUUAUAUCCGUGGUGCUCUAUGGCAAAUAUGCUAUCAUUCAAUUUUUCUCUCUGUGCUUUUACAUCAACCAGGUGAAUUAUACUGCACUUUGAAAAUCAUACCAGCUCUUCAUUAAUCUCGCCCUUUAAAAAUGUUAGUGACCACCUACACUGUUGCGUCUAAUCUAGCCUCUUUUCCAGUCACAACAACUGGUAGCUUACCGCAGAGGCAGAACUAUGAAAUACACAUGCUUUAGAGGUGAGUUAAAAGCAAACUUUUGACUGUUCCUUCGUGUAAAUGAUAGAGGAAGGGGAAAAAUUAUUGUUUAUUUCAGUAUGUGCUUAAAGUGUGGAUACAGAAUCAUUAUCCCAAGUGGCUACACUUGCUGAUUGCUUUUGUUUUUUUGUAGAAGAAAAUGUCAUUUGCUAUCAGUUUGCUGCUCAAAACAUGUAAGAAGCUUAAACACUUGAGCUGUUGGGUUCACAAUUAUUCCUUUAUACAGUAGGUGCUGUUGAGUGUGUGUGGGUGCAUGCUGCUUCUGUGUCCGAAGAGAACAAUUGGGUUCUCUUGGGUUGUGCAAGUCUACUUACAGUAGUUUGUUAUGGUUUGUCAUUAAUUUGACUGUCUUCAUCCAAGUUCAUGAAAAGGUUCAAACCGUUGUUUAUUCUGGUGUUAUUUUAGAAAAAAUGAUGCAAAAUACUUAUGGGUGCUCAAUUAUUUUUGUCCUUAUUUGUCUUGGACUGUUUGCAUGACCAGAUCUCAUUCAUAUCCCAUUCAUAUCCCAACCUGAUCCUCACUCACCCACAUAUGUUUUCAUAUAACAUACAGUAGGUUCUGUCAGAUGUAACACAGACAGAUAAAUCAUUGGUACAAAUAUACAAAUAAUUCGGUAGUCAGGUUGACUGCCUUUGUUAAACAAAAUUAACCUUUAAUACUUUUCUAUUAUAAUUAUGGGGCCAUGGAUUACAAGGGAAUCUGACUUUAUUCCUUUGGUUUCAUAAUUUCUUGACCUUACUGUAGAUCCAUUGUCUGGUAUAGUGUGAAUACCAUUGCUUCUUUUUUCCUCUCUUAAAUGGCAAUAAAAGUACAGUAUUUAUUUUUGCCUUUCUGGUAUAAAUUUGAGGUGUUGAUCUGACCAUUGUGUUAUCCUUUGUUCUUAAAAUAUUUUAACCUUAAUUUGCAUUUAGACUUUUUUUAUUGUAACCAGAAGUCUACUUUUAUUACCUGUUGCAUCUCAUUCUCCAGGUGUCAUAGAGAUCCGCAUCUACAGUACAUGUAGAAGUAUUAAUGUCGUUAUUGAAGUGCUAUUCUUUAUUCAUCCAAAAGAGACUGGACUUUCAUCUCCACAUAUGAAACAGUGUUUUGGUUUUUAUUAUAAUAAAGUAUGAGUUUAUUUUACUCAUUUAAAAUCUUUAUGUGCCAUUAAUAUCAUCUUUCAGUAUCCUCAGUGUUCAUUUCCAAUUUGUUUUCUUACAUGCGAGAUAAAAUUUGCACUGCCAUUUUUCUGGUCUAUUCUGUAUAUUUGGAAUUUUCAACAUACUGUACUGUACUAACCUCUGCCUUUGUUGCAAGCAACACUUAAAUGCCAUAUGACACAAUAUUAUCACUGUUGUAUUCAGGUCAUAAAUAAAAAAAUCUUUUGUGCUUAACAUUUAAA
Lepisosteus oculatus (spotted gar) is the source of this 10491-nucleotide messenger RNA. Lineage: Eukaryota; Metazoa; Chordata; Actinopteri; Semionotiformes; Lepisosteidae. The record is from RefSeq and is a predicted model, not a curated record.